GUGUAUUCGAUUGGUUCAUAAAUUUUUCCUUCUCUAUCAGCAUAAUUUAUUGGUCAAAUAAUUCAGCAUGGCUUCUUCCAUCAGCACCAAACAAAAACUUUUACAACAAAUUGAUGAUGUUGAGCUGAUAUCUAAGGAAUUAUUUGAGAUAAUGAGCACACCUAAAGGACAGCAAAGACCUGAUGCCCCAGAUACAAUGAAUCUGAUGGACCUGCUAGUCCAUAAGGAUAAAGAAAUUAAAGAAUCAUUAAAAACAGCGGCAGAACAAGCCGAGAUACAGAAAACAAUAGAUGAAUUAAAAACAGAGGUAGAUAAAAGAGAUGCCAAUAUAAAACAGUUACAGACCAGUCUAAAGGAAGCUGAAACAAUCCUGUCAACAGCUAUAUAUCAAGCCAAGAAAAAAUUGAAUGCUAUCCAGCAGGCAAACAAGAAAAAGGUGUCAUCUGAAGAGCUUAUCAAGUUUGCUCAUAGGAUCAGUGCCAGUAAUGCAGUUGCUUCACCUCCUACAUGGGCCCCAGGUGAUCCUAGAAGACCAUAUCCUACAGAUUUUGAAAUGCGAUUAGGAUUUUUAGGAAAGGGAAGUGAUAUCCCCGCUGGAGCCCAGAUGUUACAGUCACAGGGUUCAUAUGGAGAACCAAUGUCUAGUAAUAGGUCAUCAGCUAAUACAUCAAUGGAUCAUGGUCCUGGUUCACAGUCGACAACAACAUGGCAGAACACAUCAGAAUUACAUCACUCAUUAAGUUCUUCAUCAGGAAUCUUAUCAGAAAUCAAGGGACAUAACAAAGAAAAUGAAGAUGUUGGAUUUAUGUCAAGUGACUCGUCUAGUAGUAGUUCUAGUGAUGAAUGAUAUUGGAAGAACUUAAAAUGUAUUAAAUAUUAAGCCUUACAAUGUGCAGUCAGAGUUCUGUGUAAUUGUGCUUACAUUGAUGUUGUAGAGAGUAAUGCCUUUUGAAAGCAUUAAUUAUGCUCACUUUAAUGUUGUAGAGAGAACUGCCCUUUAAAAAGCACUUUUAUCUUAUAAGUAUGAGCAAGUCUAGGCUUUGUACUUGAAAAGUUCAGAUAAGUGUGUGGAGGAGAAUAGUAAAUAGAAAGGCAUCUGAACUUGAUGAGUAUGAUGAAUGAAUGUAUCAAUGUUCCUAAGAGCAGCUUUUUUUGUUUGUGACAUUGGAUAAAACAGUUAAAGAGCAAUGUGCAUUAUAUGGUUUAUACCUGUUGUAGUGUGAGAAUGAAAGAAUCAUUAUUGUAUUACUAAAAAGAAACGGCAAUGAAUGUAAUAAUUUUUUCUUGAAAAUUUGAAGAAAAAUUGCAAAAACAAAAGAGUCAAGAAAAAACAUGAUUAGUAAUUUCAAGUUAAAAAAAAAAUAUUACAGUAAUUAAAGGUAUCAACAUUUAUACUAUUUUCGAUGUUGACGCCUUAUUUUUAUAGGUUUACCUUCACAGUGCUUGUUUACAUCACUCACUGCCUAAAUGUAUGCAGUCAAUUUUAUAUAAAAACAUCUUUCAGCAUUGAACAAUUCAAACCAUAGAAGAUACGUUAAAACAGUGUUUUAGAAUAUAUUUUAGAGAUGGUUGUUAAAAAAGAGUAAAUAUAA
Messenger RNA from Mytilus trossulus (common blue mussel), 1592 nucleotides. Its product is annotated as mediator of RNA polymerase II transcription subunit 4-like. Gene Ontology annotation, biological process: regulation of transcription by RNA polymerase II. Gene Ontology annotation, molecular function: transcription coregulator activity. The transcript is spliced from 6 exons. Gene Ontology annotation, cellular component: core mediator complex; mediator complex. The record is from RefSeq and is a predicted model, not a curated record. The coding region runs from base 68 to 847 and encodes 259 amino acids. NCBI's taxonomy places the organism in Eukaryota, Metazoa, Mollusca, Bivalvia, Mytilida, Mytilidae.